Messenger RNA from Nelumbo nucifera (sacred lotus), 1104 nucleotides. Its product is annotated as F-box/kelch-repeat protein At1g57790-like. The record is from RefSeq and is a predicted model, not a curated record. Lineage: Eukaryota; Viridiplantae; Streptophyta; Magnoliopsida; Proteales; Nelumbonaceae. Gene Ontology annotation, molecular function: protein binding.
AUGGCGGGCAAAAGAAAGAGAACAAGACUUACUGAUGGGAAAAAUAGUAAUAGAGAGAGGCCGUGGUCCGAUCUUCCUGAAGACAUUCUACAGUUGAUCAUGGAACGUCUGGCUUUUAUUGAUCAGAUACGUUUCCGUGCAGUGUGCAAGAGAUGGCAGUCCAUCGAACGAGUCAGCAGACCCAAUGUCGAUCGAGUCCAUUCCGAAAAUCAGCUGCCAUGGCUUAUGGUAUUCGAGAGAAGGCCGUUCAACUCGUAUAAGCUCUACGAUCCUUGCAGAAAGAAGGCUUAUGACAUGGACGCAGGGGCCAAGGUCCCAGAGGACCUUCGCUGUUUGCAAGUUUGUGCUGCCAAAUCCGGUUGGUUGUUACUAUCGAAGGGACACCCUCGUGGUACAUCAUUCUUCCUCUACUGUCCCUUCACCAAGGAGUGGAUCGAUCUUCCAGUUCUGGAUUUCGACAUUGACGCUGCAACCUUCUCGACCUCCCCAACUUCCCCAGACUGUAUAUUCUUCGCUUUACACAGCCCCGUAGAUGCCUACACUGUCAGUGUCAUCAUCAACACGUAUCGCCGGGGGGACAAGACGUGGACCAAAUACAAUUUCAAUGUAGGGUUCUGGCUUGUCAAGAAUGCGGUCUACUCUGAAGGAAAGUUUUACUGUUCCACACGUCGUGGUACACUUGGAGCUUUCGACGUAUCUCGGAAAGAUUGGAAUGUGCUUGCAUUGCCGGGUUCUGCAUAUGUUGAUGAUCCCAUGUACGAUACGUAUUUGCUCGAGUCUAAGGGAGAGCUUCGGCUGGUUAUUCUGAGUGAAAAGGGACGAUGGAGCAAGAUUUUCAGGCUUGAUCGUGCACAAAUGAGUUGGGUCAGAGUCGAAAGCUUACAGGAUCGAGCAUUGUUUCUAGGGUCCACUUCAUUUUCUGUUUCAGUUUCAGACUCUGUCAAAGCCAGAAGACAAAUAGCAGAUAAAAUCUAUUACUGUAGAGAAGAGGAUCCGGCCAAGUUCUACUCCCUCAAGGCUCGGAAAAGAUAUGUUUGCACCGCGACCUAUGGUUGUCUGGCCGUGGUUGGUGGCAAGAAGAUCUGGAUUGAACCUCCUUAUUAG